Dinoponera quadriceps is the source of this 2258-nucleotide messenger RNA. Its product is annotated as bipolar kinesin KRP-130-like. The transcript is spliced from 9 exons. NCBI's taxonomy places the organism in Eukaryota, Metazoa, Arthropoda, Insecta, Hymenoptera, Formicidae. The coding region runs from base 56 to 1720 and encodes 554 amino acids. The record is from RefSeq and is a predicted model, not a curated record. Gene Ontology annotation, molecular function: microtubule binding.
UGAUGUGUGCCGAUACAGAAAAGUAGAAGAGGAAAAUGAAAAGUUUGGAUCGCAAAUGAAGAGUGAUUUUGCAGAGCGGGGUAAGAGUAUCGAGGACAAUCUAGCGGCUCACGCAAAAGAGAUCGGACAAUUUUUCUUGUCGGCAAAGGAUGAAGUAGAAAGUCAUAUAGCCGCACAAAUUAAAAGUAUCAAGGAAUUGGUUCCUUCUAUGUUGAAAGAUCUAAUUAUUCAUCAUUUGAGUAUGACCGAACAAUUGACGGAGGAUACAGCAACUACGUACGAGCGCUAUAACAGUUUAGCAGAUAAGAACAUCCAAGAUACGUCGGCUAUAAUUGAGUACGAGAAAAAUUUGUUAACCGCCAUUUGCUCGAGACUGGCGCCAGAUAUUCACAAUCUCUUAAAGGGCAACGGAAGUGUCGCUGAGAACUUACAGACUUUAAAUAACGAUAUUUCUCGGAAAUUGGAGGAUGUGUCGGCAUAUGCGAGAGACGUUGUGGAAGCCGCUUGUAAAUAUCGUCUCAAGGAGUGCAACAGCUUCCGUGAAAAUUUAAGCGAAAUUAACGAACAUAUUAACUGUAUGUUUCUAAACCAAAAACAGAUAGUCAAGGAUUACAAAGUGUUUGGAAAGAAAAUGGUGGAUCUCUCGCACGAUUUUAUGCACUUGGACAAAUGUGAGAAAAAUUAUGCCGAAAAUAUUAACAGGUCGCAUCACAUUGAUAAAAUUUGUAGCAACAUAUGCGAUCAAGCUGCGCAUAAUUGUAACGCGGAUAUAAAUGCACGGAAUAACUUGGAGAAAUUUGUACAGACCAACGUAUCUCAAAUUAGGAGCAACAUCGACAACAGUUUGAAGGAGGCCGAGACAUCUGAUAAAGCUAUUAUGGAAAGAGGAACUGCACUAAUCAAUAACUUGGAGCAAAACUUAAGUACCGGUAGCGCCACAUUGAAGCAGUACAGCAGUAAUGUAAAAUCCAACGUGCAGCAAUUGCAAAAGGAAAUAAUCGAGGAUAAAAACAGAACAAUUGCCACAACUGACAUGAUCUUCAAGACGGUGGAAGAUGUGAAUUUCGCUCACAGUGAAUUUAUGACGAAGCAACACACCAAGAUUUCAGAUUUCACCACGGUAAUAGGCAAUAAAUUAAUGGUACAGGACACAGAAUUAAUCAAUUGGAGUAAUAAGAUGGUUAAAGAUUUGCGUACAUCGCAACAGCAGAUCGACGAAUUAUUCACCAAAAACCAAUGCCUCGACGUUGAAACAGGCUCGACCCCAUCGAGAAAAGAAUUUUCAUACCCUCGUGAACUUGCAACGACAUUGCCGCAUGACCAACUUAUUCAGAAAUUUCGAGAAUGCAAAAAAAGCAUAGAAGAAGCGGAUGAUUCUGAUUCAAUAUUAACGAAGAAAUCUACGUCAGAGAGAGAAAAGCCGUUAUCUGUGUCAGAUAUACCAAUAAGUAACAAAAUCACACCGUACAAGAAGAACAAGUACUCCUUACCGCUCUCUACGUCCACACCGCAUAUCAAUUCGAACAUUAAGCAAUCAAGUACGAAAGAUAUUUUUGAUUCUUUCAAGAAAUCCGUAUUGGAUUUCUCCAGAAUCUCGAUAUCUUCUCCUCAGUCUGAAACAGAAAUUUACACGGAGGAUAAUAAGGAGAAUGUCAAGUCUGCAAAAUCAAGGAAACUAAAACUCAAGAAAUCAUUCAUCGGGAGAAGAAUAAAGCGCUAGCAACUUGCUGACUUGAAGAAUGUAAUUAAAUUUGUUGAUAUAUACUGCGAAUUUUAUCGUAAUUUUAUAUAUAAUCAAGCACUAAUUCUUGUACAAGAAAUUCCUUGUUUGUAAAUUUUUAUAUAAUUAUGUAGAUAUAUCCACCUAGAGAAGUGUGCAGAACUGUAUAUAGCUUUCUUAAAUUUACAUAUAUUAAAUGUUUUAAAUUUACAUAUAUAUUCAAUGUGCUUUUAAUAUAAACGACGGGACGCACAUGAGUUGUUCGACGCGAUUUAGCAGUGAAACAAGUUGUUAACAAGCUUGUUGAGUGUUUGUGUGAAUUAAUUGUAUCACCGAGAGCUUCAUUUCAGAAUACUGUAUUUCUAUACAAUUGUUUUAAUCUUCAGUAUAAAGUUUCUCAUGUAAGGACAAAGUGGUGUGCACACAAUCGCUGGAAAAUAAAAGAAAACUUUUCGUUUACGAUGGCUUAUGAAGUACGUAUUUAGUGCGCUUAAUUACUAAGUUUGAUAUCGAGAUGUACAAUCCACUAACACUUGGA